CUUCUGCAAGAGAAAACGACACUUUGAUUUCUCUCCUAGAGGAAAAAGGAGGAACGGCAGAGUUGACGCCUUCUCUGACACAGUCCAUUCUUGAAAAGCGGAAGAGCCCACCCAGGCCCUGCCUGAGCCCAUGGCUGCAGAGUUAGUGCCAGGCAUACCCUGGCAGUAAGACACUGAAGGACAAGUUCCUGGAGGAGCUGUGGGACCUCGUGUGCAUUUCCCGGAGCUCCUGAGGGUCUUCAGUGAGCCAGAUUUUCCCUUCUGCCCACUGUCUCCACCAGCAUUCACCUCUGCCCAGAUGUUUAAGAAAGGCGAGCCCUCAACCCGGUGCUGAGCCCCUGAACCCAGUGCCGGGCCCUCUGGAAACACCACCGAUAAGACGCUGGCUGUUGUUACCUUCUGUGUCGCGCUCAGGGACCUUUUAUGUUGCUCUGUACCCCCAUAGCUGGAAGCACCAUAUCUUCUCCUUCAAGAGGGGUGCUCCCAAGGGCACCCUGUCUCCACAGCACCUGGACUGACACCCGGCGCAAAGAAGAGACUCUGCAAGAGUUUGUUCAUUGCGUGCUUACCAGAUACAAGAAAGCCUGUCGUGUCUGUUCCUCUGUUCCUGUAAAGCAGGGGCAAACUGUCUCCAAAUGGCCUGAGGGCUAUCAGGCCCCACCCUAUAAGCUGGAUCUAUGGAGAGGCCCCUCACAGUCCUGCAGGUGAGCCUGUACCACCCGACACAGGGCCCGGUCGCCUUUGCCAAAGUUCCGCUGCAGCUGCAACACGACGCCAGCCGGUUGCUGGUUGGGCGAGGGCAGGACACCCACCUCCAGCUGCAGCUGCCACAGUUGUCCCGCCACCAUUUGUGCCUGGAGCCCUACCUGGAGAAAGGCAGCAACCUGCUGGCCUUCUGCCUCAAGGUGCUGACCCGCCAGAGCUGUGUGUGGGUCAACGGGUUGCCGCUGAGGUACCUGGAGCAGGUUCCCCUGCACUCCGUCAACAGAAUCUCCUUCUCUGGCAUCCAGAUGCUCAUCCGCAAAGAGGGGGGCGCCUCCCUUGAGGCCUUUGUCUGCUAUUUCCAUCUCAGCCCCUCGCCCCUGAUUUACAGACCCAAGGCUCAGGAGACAGACGAAUGAAUGGGAAAACACUGUCAAGAAAGAGACUCCCCCUGUUUUGGGGGGAGGCAACUCGUGAUCUCCUGGGGUCUCUCCACGGCCCCUCCCCGUCUCUGUUUCCCUGCCAAGCCCUGGAGAAGCAACAGAAGCAAAGCACCAGAGGAAGCCUCGAGACCCGGCACCCCACCAGCCCCGCUGCGGAGAGCAAGCCUUACAAAAGCGGGGUUUGAGAUGGUUGAGUUACGUCAGAGUUCACAUGUAAAGCCUGCUGGCCGCCAUGUUCACAGGGCACGGAUUCGGUAAACUUGGAGCGGCCCAGGGACGGAGAAGGGCCCUUCAUGGCUCCAGGGAAUGGGAACUUCAUAUACUUUUAGAGGCCCUGAGGGGUUCUGGGAGCCCCUCCCAGCAUUCUGCCCGCCCCCUCCCCAUUUCCUCCCUUGUCUGGCUAGGAGUUACUUUAUGUCCCUCGUCUCCCAUGCUGCCUAAGGGCAGGAGCAUGGGGUUGCGGCAGGAAUGCAAGGACACGCAAGGAGGAAUUACGUUUGUGGUAGCUCGGGGUUACCUUCAGCUUUCAAAUACCCACAGGCGCUCAGGGCUUAGGAGAGCCUGUGUUUAAUAAACUAAAAGUAUUUCAUUA
Messenger RNA from Rattus norvegicus (Norway rat), 1737 nucleotides. RefSeq names its product TIFA inhibitor (gene Tifab). Gene Ontology annotation, biological process: signal transduction; positive regulation of canonical NF-kappaB signal transduction. NCBI's taxonomy places the organism in Eukaryota, Metazoa, Chordata, Mammalia, Rodentia, Muridae. The record is from RefSeq and is a predicted model, not a curated record.